Molecule: messenger RNA, 2988 nt
Organism: Anoplophora glabripennis (Asian longhorned beetle)
Lineage: Eukaryota; Metazoa; Arthropoda; Insecta; Coleoptera; Cerambycidae
Product: regulator of G-protein signaling 7
Exons: 9
Coding region: 242-1726 (494 amino acids)
Biological process (GO): regulation of G protein-coupled receptor signaling pathway; intracellular signal transduction; G protein-coupled receptor signaling pathway
Source: RefSeq, a predicted model, not a curated record
UAUCGAUGGUGCUAGCUCAAUGUAGUAUAAUAAAUAUUUUUGAAAUAUAUUUUAAAAAAGUGAUAAAUCUUUAAGUUUGUAACAGUGUAUUUUAAAUAUGAAGUUUCUCGAUAAGAGGUAGAUAAAAUAUAACAAACAUAUUAAUUAAUGAAUAUGCCAGAAAUCGGAAAUCCUCUUGGACUCUUUCAUUUGUAAUUUUCAAUGGACACAAGGAGGAACAAAUUCCUCCAGGGAUAGUAACAUGGUCACUAUGAAUUCCGAUAAGGCUGCCGCUAAGCGCAAGCCAGAGGCUAAUAAUGGCGGUUGUACGGGAGUGAGUAACGAAGAACCAGUGUCCAUACAGCCAACCACCAAUACUGAGGAAUCUCCCAACCAUCUACUGUACAAAAAGAUGGAAAAAAUUGUGGAACAAAUGCAAGAUGAAGUUACGGGAGUACCGGUUCGCACAGUGAAAAGUUUUAUGUCAAAAAUACCAUCAGUUUUCACAGGAUCUGACCUCAUAAUGUGGAUGAUGAAAAAUUUGGACGUGGAAGACCAGCAAGAAGCUUUGCAUUUAGCACAUUUAAUGGCGUCCCAUGGUUAUUUUUUCCCCAUAGAUGAUCACAUGCUCACCGUAAAGAAUGAUAACACUUUCUACCGAUUUCAAACACCAUAUUUUUGGCCUUCGAAUUGUUGGGAACCUGAAAACACCGAUUAUGCUGUUUACCUUUGUAAGAGGACAAUGCAGAACAAGACUCGGUUGGAAUUGGCUGAUUAUGAGGCUGAAAAUUUAGCCAGGUUGCAAAAAAUGUUUUCCAGAAAAUGGGAAUUUAUUUUUAUGCAAGCGGAAGCUCAAAGCAAAGUUGAUAAAAAAAGAGACAAAUUGGAAAGGAAAGUGUUGGAUAGCCAAGAACGUGCUUUUUGGGAUGUGCAUAGACCGAUGCCUGGAUGUGUAAAUACUACAGAAAUUGACAUAAAAAAAGCAUGUCAAAUGAACAAACCCAUCCAUGGUGUAAAAAAUAUGUACCUUGUAACACCUCGAAUGUCUCCUUCAACUUCUGGUUUGCCACCGAAAAAUUCAACUGAGCAACUUAAGAAACAGAUCAUUCUCCUUAAAUCUAGACUGGACAGACGGAAUAUCAAAUUAUCGAAAGCCGCAGAAUCGUUUGUGGCAUAUUGUGAGCAAUAUUUAGAGUACGACAGUUUUUUUGUGGCACCGGAAUAUCCAAACCCUUGGAUAUCUGACAGCCCUGAUUUAUGGGAACAAGAAAAAAUGGCAAAAGACAUAUCAGCACGCAGAGUGAAACGGUGGGCUUUCAAUUUACAAGAAUUACUGCAGGACCCUGUCGGAAGGGAGCACUUCGUUCGAUUCCUCGAUAAAGAGUUCAGUGGAGAAAACUUGAGGUUUUGGGAAGCGGUCCAAGAAUUAAAGGCGUUGCCUCAAAGUCAAGUUCAGGACAGAGCAAAGGAAAUUUGGGCGGAAUUUUUAGCACCUGACGCAAGCUGUCCAAUUAAUGUUGAUGCGCGUUCGUACGAACUCACUAAGAAAAAUAUGGAGGUGCUCGACCGAUGGAGCUUUGACUGUGCAGCGGCACACGUAUAUCAUUUAAUGAAGAGUGACAGUUAUUCAAGAUAUUUGAGGUCCGAAAUGUACAAGGAGUUCUUGAAUGGAUCAAAGAAAAAGACUUCUGUGAAAGGGAUACGUUCAAUAGUUUCAUUUUCAGCACGAAAAGACAACGUAACUUAAGUAAAAAAAAAGUAAUCAGAACUGUAAAAUCUAUCGACAAUACUACAAAAAGGCAGCUACACUGGCAGCUUUUUAAAGUUUUUUGAUUCCCAGAACUUUGCAAAAUUGUUGUUAAACAGUUUGGUUUAUUUUGAGAGAUGCGAUUGAAAUAAAAUGAUAUUUAAAGAGAUAUUGGAAAAGUGGUUAUAGUGACCCAGUAUUGUUGUUAAUAGCAGAGAUUUGUGUUAUUUUGUUAUGUAAAUGUUGAUAUUAAAUUUUGUAAAUAACGAGGAUAUUAUUAAAUUGUAGCGAAUGAAUUAAAGUAGGUCUGUUAUAUCACAGGUCUGUGUUAACUUUGUUUAUUAAAGAAAAACCAUUGUGAUAAAAGCACAAAAUAAUAAUGUUCUUAAAAAAAUAAGAGACAACAUAAAAUAUAUAUUUAUAAAAAUAUAUGUGCGCCCUGUAUAUGUAAUUGUGUGUAUGUGUGAGAUAGGUUAUAAAAUUUUUCAUAAUACUGUGUCACUGUCACCCGGAUUUUAUUAUUAUUUAAAGUAUAUUUUAAACGCCUUAUCAGCGUGAGGUAAAUGCUAGGAAGACACUGCCAUUUUGAAUCAAAGGAAGGAGUUUCACAUUGCAGAUAGUCUGGGUUCUUACCCACAAUAAUUGUAGUACCUUUUUGACCAAUUUACCCUCGAUAUUUAUUUUUCUUCUAUUGGCGACAUUAUUUCCAUGACAAUCUAUAUAAAAAUGAAUUUACACUGAAUAUUUAAUAAAUCGUCUCUCAUCUGCUAAUAGAAAAUAUCCAUAUUUCUAGAUGCAAACAUUUAAUCUAACGAAUUUUAACAUCGAUAUGAUUAUAAAAGUUGCCAGUUUCCGAAAAAUAAAUGAGAGGGCAGUCAUUUAGUAUUUUAUGAUCAAUAGACAACAAGCGCACCAAACCCAUAAUUUUCUUAACAUCGUUUGCAAAUGUACCAAAAUAGCUUGUAGUAUAUUGAUUAAUAGUACUGCGUUAUAUGUAGGUUUAUGAAUGAAUUGCCAAAAAGAUUUGCAUUUCUUUUAAUUUUUUUUUGUGUGAAAAAGUAUAUCCUCAAGCUACUUAUUUACACCAUUGGAGGCUGCCAAAUGGCAGCCUAUCGGCAUAAUCUUUACAGUAAUACAUGGUGUACAAAUAAGCUUUAGAGAGUAUUAUUACGUUGUAAAGGAAUUGAAAACAUAUAAUUCUUUUGAGAAUUGUCCAUAAUUAGAAAAAUUACGUGAAAAUACAAAUAAAUUAUAUCGAAAUU